Molecule: messenger RNA, 4188 nt
Organism: Cebus imitator (Panamanian white-faced capuchin)
Lineage: Eukaryota; Metazoa; Chordata; Mammalia; Primates; Cebidae
Gene: TRPC4
Product: transient receptor potential cation channel subfamily C member 4
Exons: 11
Coding region: 995-3928 (977 amino acids)
Biological process (GO): regulation of cytosolic calcium ion concentration; manganese ion transport; calcium ion transmembrane transport
Cellular component (GO): membrane; cation channel complex
Molecular function (GO): protein binding; store-operated calcium channel activity; inositol 1,4,5 trisphosphate binding
Source: RefSeq, a predicted model, not a curated record
AGGUUGAAACGCGGUGGCUCAUCAUUCAUUGCGACUGUUUCAAUUGUUGACACUAGUGGCAAGCCGCAUCCUCCAGCUCUUGCAGGGGAAGUCUGACACCUUGAGGACAGGAAAGAGGGUGCCAGGCGCCAAGAGAAAGCGGAGUGGGAGAAGCUUUGAGAGUUGCAGGGGUCUACUUUUUUCCAGUCGGGCGGCGGGCCGCCUGGGUGCUUGUUUACCGGGCUGGGAGCAGGGCAUUCAUUCAAAAGCUGGGUGUCGGAGCGCACUGAAGUCCAACACGCCUGCAGAGCGCGCCCGAAGCCUGGAGGUGUAUCUGGCUUGCAUCCAGGACCACAGGGUGGAUUCUCGCCACCGACUUGGCUGGAUGAUGGCUGGCUGGUGGUGAGCUCCCCUACCCACUGGCUGACCUCAAGCAGCUGGCCCGGUAGGUGGAAGCUCUUCGAGGGUAGCCGAGCUGGGGGACCGAUCGUUAGCUCCUGCCCGCGCGCGGGUCUCCUCCACCUCCAAGCAGUGUGGUGCGUGGGACGCGCAUCUUCCCGGACUAUCCCUUUCCAGCGAGGUCUGCGCGGACCCCGAGCCGGGGAGCCGCCGAGCCGCCGGGGACGGAGGGCGGGCUGCCCUUCUCUGGGCUCAUCCGCUGUCAGCCGUGGGAACUCUUAACUUUAUCCAGCGGGAUCGGCGCGGGAGGGGGUGGGAGAGGUUCUCCUCCCCUGGCGUUCACCUUCCCCUCCCGGCCCGCCCCUCCCCCGCCUCCUAUGGCUUCGCUUUCAGAGCAUCCUCACUCCGCCCAGUUCGGUGCCAGCUGCGUGGGCUCCAGCUUCAUGCGUUUUCCUUGGAAUGCUCCAAAACUCGGCAGCGACUAAGGGAAUUCCAUCGGAAUUUGCCGGGCGUGCUCUUACCCGGCACAGCACCCGCGCCGUCCGUCCUCGGAUCCCAUCACUUCAGCCCGAAGAUUGCAACUUUGCAGAGACAAAGAAAUAGCAUGGCAUGAAACAUGGCUCAAUUCUAUUACAAAAGAAAUGUUAAUGCUCCCUAUAGAGAUCGCAUUCCACUAAGGAUAGUAAGAGCAGAAUCCGAACUCUCACCAUCAGAAAAAGCCUACUUGAAUGCUGUGGAAAAGGGAGAUUAUGCCAGUGUCAAGAAAUCGCUAGAGGAAGCUGAAAUUUAUUUUAAAAUCAAUAUUAAUUGCAUUGAUCCUCUCGGAAGAACUGCUCUCCUCAUUGCCAUUGAAAAUGAGAACUUGGAGCUCAUCGAACUACUCUUAAGCUUUAACGUCUAUGUUGGAGAUGCUCUGUUGCAUGCUAUCAGAAAAGAAGUCGUCGGAGCUGUUGAGCUGUUGUUGAACCACAAAAAACCUAGCGGAGAAAAACAGGUGCCUCCUAUACUCCUUGAUAAGCAGUUCUCUGAAUUCACUCCGGACAUUACACCAAUCAUUUUGGCAGCCCAUACAAAUAAUUAUGAAAUAAUAAAACUCUUGGUUCAGAAAGGGGUCUCAGUGCCUCGACCCCAUGAAGUCCGCUGUAACUGUGUAGAAUGUGUGUCCAGUUCAGACGUGGACAGCCUCCGUCACUCACGCUCCAGACUCAACAUCUACAAGGCCUUGGCCAGUCCCUCUCUCAUUGCACUGUCAAGUGAAGAUCCUUUUCUCACAGCUUUUCAGUUAAGUUGGGAGCUUCAGGAACUGAGCAAGGUGGAAAAUGAGUUCAAGUCAGAGUAUGAAGAGCUGUCACGGCAGUGCAAACAAUUUGCUAAGGACCUACUGGAUCAGACGAGGAGUUCCAGAGAACUGGAAAUCAUUCUUAAUUACCGAGAUGACAAUAGUCUGAUAGAAGAACAAAGUGGAAAUGAUCUUGCAAGACUAAAAUUGGCCAUUAAAUACCGUCAAAAAGAGUUUGUUGCCCAGCCCAAUUGUCAACAACUGCUGGCAUCUCGCUGGUAUGAUGAGUUUCCAGGCUGGAGGAGAAGACACUGGGCAGUGAAGAUGGUGACAUGUUUCAUAAUAGGACUUCUUUUUCCCGUCUUCUCUGUGUGCUACCUGAUAGCUCCCAAAAGCCCACUUGGACUGUUCAUCAGAAAGCCAUUUAUCAAGUUUAUCUGCCAUACAGCCUCCUAUUUGACUUUUUUGUUCCUGCUGCUGCUUGCCUCUCAGCACAUCGACAGGUCAGACUUGAACAGGCAAGGUCCACCACCAACCAUCGUCGAGUGGAUGAUAUUACCGUGGGUCCUGGGUUUCAUAUGGGGAGAAAUUAAACAGAUGUGGGAUGGCGGACUUCAGGAUUACAUCCAUGAUUGGUGGAAUCUAAUGGACUUUGUAAUGAACUCCUUAUAUUUAGCAACAAUCUCCUUGAAAAUUGUUGCAUUUGUAAAGUACAGUGCCCUUAAUCCACGAGAAUCAUGGGACAUGUGGCAUCCCACUCUGGUGGCAGAGGCUUUAUUUGCUAUUGCAAACAUCUUCAGUUCUCUGCGUCUGAUCUCAUUGUUUACUGCAAAUUCUCACCUGGGACCUCUGCAAAUAUCUCUGGGAAGAAUGCUCCUGGACAUUUUGAAGUUUCUAUUCAUAUACUGCCUUGUGUUGCUAGCAUUUGCAAAUGGGCUGAAUCAAUUGUACUUCUAUUAUGAAGAAACGAAAGGGUUAACCUGCAAAGGCAUACGAUGUGAAAAGCAGAAUAAUGCAUUUUCAACGUUAUUUGAGACACUCCAGUCCCUGUUUUGGUCAAUAUUUGGGCUCAUCAAUUUAUAUGUGACCAAUGUCAAAGCACAGCAUGAAUUUACUGAGUUUGUUGGUGCCACCAUGUUUGGGACAUAUAAUGUCAUCUCUCUGGUUGUUCUACUCAACAUGUUAAUAGCUAUGAUGAAUAAUUCUUACCAACUGAUUGCUGACCAUGCAGAUAUAGAAUGGAAAUUUGCACGAACAAAGCUUUGGAUGAGUUAUUUUGAAGAAGGAGGUACUCUGCCUACUCCCUUCAAUGUCAUCCCAAGCCCCAAGUCUCUCUGGUACCUGAUCAAAUGGAUCUGGACACACUUGUGCAAGAAAAAGAUGAGGAGAAAGCCAGAAAGUUUUGGAACAAUAGGGAGGCGAGCUGCUGAUAAUUUAAGAAGACAUCACCAAUACCAAGAAGUUAUGAGGAACCUUGUGAAGCGAUACGUUGCUGCAAUGAUCAGAGAUGCUAAAACUGAAGAAGGCCUGACUGAAGAGAACUUUAAGGAACUAAAGCAAGACAUUUCCAGUUUCCGCUUUGAAGUUCUGGGAUUACUAAGAGGAAGCAAACUUUCCACAAUACAAUCUGCAAAUGCCUCGAAGGAGUCUUCAAAUUCGGCAGACUCGGAUGAAAAGAGUGACAACGAAGGUAAUAGCAAGGACAAGAAAAAGAAUUUCAGCCUUUUUGAUUUAACCACCCUGAUUCAUCCGAGAUCAGCAGCAAUUGCCUCUGAAAGACAUAACAUAAGCAAUGGCUCUGCCCUGGUGGUGCAGGAGCCACACAGGGAGAAGCAGAGAAAAGUGAAUUUUGUGACCGAUAUCAAAAACCUUGGGUUAUUUCAUAGACGAUCAAAACAAAAUGCUGCUGAGCAAAAUGCAAACCAAAUCUUCUCUGUUUCAGAAGAAGUUGCUCGUCAACAGGCUGCAGGACCACUUGAGAGAAAUAUUCAACUGGAAUCUCGAGGAUUAGCUUCACGGGGUGACCUGAGCAUUCCUGGUCUCAGUGAACAGUGUGUGUUAGUAGACCAUAGAGAAAGGAAUACGGACACACUGGGGUUACAGGUAGGCAAGAGAGUGUGUCCAUUCAAGUCAGAGAAGGUGGUGGUGGAGGACACGGUUCCUAUAAUACCAAAGGAGAAACAUGCAAAAGAAGAGGACUCUAGUAUAGACUAUGAUCUAAACCUCCCAGACACAGUCACCCACGAAGAUUAUGUGACGACAAGAUUGUGAUACUUGAAGGAGGAAGCGUUUACCAUACACAUAUGUAUUUUCUGUAGUGCUCUGGAUGAGGGAAAAUGUUUAAAAUUAAAUUAGCAAAUGCUAACUUACACUUUAUCAAUUGUGGCAUAUUAACCUGUAACAUGUUUAAAUAAGGCAAAGGCAAUCAAAAACCUUUUUGUUUCGUAGCCUGCUUUUGCUUUCACAAUUUGUUUUACAAUUGUUUUUGUUAAUAAAUAAACACACCUUGUAUUCUUGUACUGUUGCAAUAA